Molecule: messenger RNA, 2253 nt
Organism: Capronia epimyces CBS 606.96
Lineage: Eukaryota; Fungi; Ascomycota; Eurotiomycetes; Chaetothyriales; Herpotrichiellaceae
Product: acetyltransferase
Exons: 2
Coding region: 1-2253 (750 amino acids)
Biological process (GO): N-terminal peptidyl-methionine acetylation
Cellular component (GO): cytoplasm; NatA complex
Molecular function (GO): protein binding; protein-N-terminal amino-acid acetyltransferase activity
Source: RefSeq, a predicted model, not a curated record
AUGGCUCAAGCGCAACAGCAGCUGAGCCACAAAGAUGGUGCUUUAUUCCGGCAGGUCGUCCGCCACUUUGAAAAUAAGCAGUACAAAAAGGGUCUGAAAGCGGCAGAACAAAUCCUCCGAAAGAACCCAAACCAUGCAGACACCCAAGCUAUGAAAGCCCUGAUAAUCGGGUCUCAAGGCCAGACAGAGGAAGCUUUUGCUUUGGCCAAAAUCGCCCUGAAUAAUAACAUGAAAUCUCACGUCUGCUGGCAUGUCUAUGGGCUCCUUUAUCGCAGUGAGAAGAACUAUGAGGAAGCCAUCAAAGCCUACAAGUUUGCCUUGAGGCUAGAACCCGAUUCGGCCCCCAUACAGCGAGAUCUGGCGCAUCUUCAAAUACAAAUGCGAGACUACGAAGGAUACAUCCAAAGUCGGAGAAAUAUGCUACAACAGCGAUCAAGCAUCAGGCAGAAUUGGACUGCUCUUGCUAUCGCCCACCAUCUCGCUGGAAAUUACGAGGAUGCGGAAAAUGUGCUCACCACUUAUGAGGAGACAAUGAAGACGAAACCUAGCAGGUCGGAUAUCGAGCAUUGGGAAGCCGUUCUGUACAAGAACUAUAUCAUUGCCGAAUCAGGCGACAUCCAGAAGGCACUAGAUCACCUCGAGGCAGUGGGCAAGAAAAGCCCGGAUGUACAAGCGGUCAUGGAAAUGAGAGCCGACUAUCUGGCUCGACUUGGUCGAAACUCAGAGGCCGAGGCAGCCUACGCCGCUCUUUUGGAGCGCAAUCCUGAUGACUCGGCUUAUUACGAUGGCUUUAUUGAGUCGAAAGGACUGAAGGACGGCCCCUUGUCAGAGAUCCAGAAGGCAUAUCAGGAACUGGCAGACAGAUUCCCCAAAGCAGAUAUGCCGAGGCGGAGACCGCUAGAUGUGCUCUCAGGGGAUGAUUUCCAGCAAGCUGCAGAUGCCUAUUUACAGAGAAUGCUACGGAAAGGUAUCCCUUCUACAUUUGCCAACAUCAAGCACUUGUAUACAGACGAAUCAAAGCGCGACAUUGUCCAAGAACUGGCCGAGGGCUACGCUGCGGGAAACUUGGGUUCGCAGACCAAUGGAGCCGCUGAAAACGGUGAAAGCAAGGAGGAAUCACGCUUCAAAUCCUCGGUCUUCUAUUUCCUCGCGCAGCACUACAACUACAAGCUGAGUCGCAACCUCGAGAAGGCCUUGGACUAUGCCGACAAGUGUAUCGAACUUGAACCCAAGUCGGUCGACUUCCAUGCGGUCAAGGCACGGGCCUACAAACAUAAGGGUGACUCGGUCAAAGCAGCCGAGCUUAUGGAUCAAGCUCGAUCCUUGGAUGAGAAGGAUCGGGCCAUCAACACCAAGUGCACGAAAUAUCAGUUGCGAGCGGAUCUGAACGAUAAGGCGCUUGAGACCGCCAGCAAAUUCACCCAAAAUAAGACCGGUGGCCCCUUGAGCGAUCUGGUCGACAUGCAAAGCGUCUGGUAUCUGACAGAAGACGGGCAGUCAUACCUUCGUCAGAGGAAACUUGGUCUUGCCCUCAAACGCUUUCAUCAGAUCCUCGCCAUAUUCGACACCUGGCAGGAGGAUCAGUUCGACUUUCACAACUUCUCACUGCGCAAAGGUAUGAUCCGAGCAUACGUCGACAUGCUACGAUGGGAGGACCGACUUCGCGAACACCCCUUUUUCUCAAACAUGGCUGUCUCCGCGGUUAAAGCGUACAUUCUUCUCUUCGACAACCCGGAUCUGGUUCACGGCCCUAUUCCGGACAGCAUCAAUGGCGUAAGCAAAUCCGGCGAAACGAGCGCUGCGGAUCGGAAGAAGGCGUUGAAGAAGGCCAAGCGGGAGCAAGAGAAGAUGGAAAAGAUCGAGGCAGAGAAGAAAGCAGCCUUGAAGGCCGCCAAAUCUGCGCCGAAAAGCGAAGAUGUUGACAAUAAGAAGGAAGAUCCCGAUCCGUUUGGCAAGACUCUCGUGGAGACGAAAGACCCGCUCAAGGAGGCCAUGAAGUUCCUCGGCCCCUUGCUGGAGCUUUCUCCCCAACUUGUCGAAGCCCAGUGUGUGGGCUUUGAAUUAUAUGUACGGCGCAAGAAAUACUUGCUCGCUACGAAAUGUCUCCUUGCCAUCAACGCCCUGGACUCCAAGCACGAGCGGUUACCCCAGUACCGGCAGCAGCUGAAACAAGUACUCGCAGACAAGCCGGCCGACCUGUCUGACCAGGUCGCAGACAUCAUCAAGAACGAGGCAGGCGACUUGGUUCUGUAG